This is a messenger RNA of Candida tropicalis MYA-3404, 1260 nucleotides long. RefSeq names its product Ste3p (gene STE3). NCBI's taxonomy places the organism in Eukaryota, Fungi, Ascomycota, Pichiomycetes, Serinales, Debaryomycetaceae. Gene Ontology annotation, biological process: G protein-coupled receptor signaling pathway. The record is from RefSeq and is a predicted model, not a curated record. The transcript has a single exon. Gene Ontology annotation, cellular component: membrane. The coding region runs from base 1 to 1260 and encodes 419 amino acids. Gene Ontology annotation, molecular function: mating-type factor pheromone receptor activity.
AUGAUUGCUGCAGCUGCUGGCAUGGGUGCCCUUUUGUUUAUUGCCUUUAUCGCUUUAGUUCCACCUCUUGCAUGGCAUAUUAAGUGUGCUAACAUUCCAGCUAUUAUAUUAAUCAUUUGGUUAAUGUACGUUAAUUUAAGUGGAUUUAUCAAUACUAUGAUCUGGAGUGGUGACAACUUUAUAACUUCCUGGGAUGGCAUUGGUUGGUGUGAUAUCAUUGUUAAAUUAGAUGCAGGGGCAACAGUAGGUAAAUGUUGUGCUAUUGCUUGUUUGGCUAUGAAUUUAUACUUGAUUUUAGAAGCCCGUCGUCCACUUUUCUUAGACCAAAAAUCAUGGAAAAAGAAAGCAGUUGAUUUGGCUAUUUGUUUAAUUACUCCAAUAUUUGUUAUGGCUGUUCAACAUAUUAUUUUGAUUAGAAGAUAUGCGGUUAUGAAAUACCAAGGAUGCAAGGGAGUUUACUCUACAACAUAUGCUAGUAUUGGUUUAUUUUCUAUGUGGCCAGUAAUUUGGAGUGGAGUAGCAUUCAUAUUUGCUUGUAUGACUGUUCUUGCAUUCUUUAAGAAAAGACAAGAUGUCAAAGAUAUUCUUGUUGUCACCAAUUCUGGUUUGAAUAUGAAAAGAUUUGCCCGUUUAUUGAUUUUUGCUUUCUUGAUUAUAUUUGCAAUGUUGCCAUUGUCUCUUUACUUCUGUAUCACACAAGCAAUAAUUCUGCAGCAUGAUUUCCACUGGAGUGAUUAUCAUAACGAGAAUUGGGGAGAUAUCUACUUUUCAGAUGAUGGUUAUGUCUUUAUGUAUGAUAGGUUGAUUAAUGCUAUUCUUUCAAUUAUCGCAUUUUUCCUUUUUGGAUUGGGAUCUGAUGCAAUCAACACCUAUAAAACUACCCUUAGUAAAGUCGGUAUUAAAUUUGGGAAAAAGUUCAAUAAUGAUCUGAAUCCAUCAGUUAACGAACAAGCUUUAGUUUCAUCCAUGCAGCCCCAAACCAAGGUCAACACUAAUAAAUCACAAUUCAGUAGCAUUACUACUUUUACCAAUGCAUCUACAAUGCGUGACAUUGAGAAUCAAUUUGGUGAUGUGCUUCAAGAAAUCAUGACGGAUGAAACUAAAGCCAUUGGAUUUGAUGAUGUUAAAACUGAUCCUCAACAAUCACCAGCUAAAGGUGGUGACGUUGAAGUUCAAUUGAGAGAAAUCCUUGAAACUGUUGAUUCGCCUAGCGAACAUUUCUCAUACAAGUAUGAGGUCCAACAGAAACCUCACAACUAA